GAAGCUGAGCCCAACUCCCGGUGCUCCGUUAACCCGACCCCCCCUCACCGUCCCCCCGCCGAGCCGGACCCGGGUGCUCCCGGUCAUGGUGGACUGAGAGCUGCGAGGCCGAGCACCGUCACCGUCGGAGGGGAAGUGGAGCUCCUUUGUGAGCGGGUUUGCUCCUCGGGUUGGCGGUGAUGUUGUGCACGGAGCUGCCGGAGCAGCAACGAGGAGCCUGACGAGUCCCCACCGGAGGCCGCCGGGACGAGCACUGUCCCCCGAAGGAGCCCGGGGGCUAGAGACCACCGAAUGGGAGCCAGGGAACUCCCCAGCAACUUGUGCUGAUAACCGGCCGCUUGGACCCAGCGAGAGCCCGCUCCUCUACACUGCCUCACCGAUUCCUGACGAGAGGGAGACCCACAGCCUUCACGGUGGAAACCAGAAGGAGAGCGAAGAUGAAUGCUGUGCGGGGGGGCACAGUCACCUGGCGUCCCCAGCCGUGGCAGGACGGGGACGGGGGAGGGGGGGAGCCUCUGUCCGACAGCGACUCCGAGGAGGAGGACUUCCCCGAUGACAGCACCACCCCGCUGGGCGACUACAUCACACAUGGACUGAAGCAGCUCCUGGACGCUCAGCAGCUGUGUGAUGUCACUCUGCUUGUUGAGGGGAAGAAGUUCAUGUGUCACAGAGUCCUCUUAGCAGCCGUGAGCCCCUACUUCAGGGCCAUGUUCACCAGCCCCCUGGUGGAGUCUCGCCUCACAGAGAUCCGUCUGGAGGAAGUGACGCCGUCUGUCAUGGAGACCGUCAUCCAGUUUGUGUACACUGGCGAGGCGGGUCUCUCUCUGGACACAGCGGAGGAUCUGUUUGUGGCCGCCAACCGGCUGCAGGUCAUGCCUCUUCAGGACCUGUGCUCCAGGUUUCUCUUUGAGCACCUCUCAGUAGAUAACUGUCUGGGUAUGUACUCUCUGGCUCGCUCUCACCACGACCAGCUGCUGCUGCGGGCCUCCCUGCGGCUGGUAGCCCAGCACUUUCCCCGGGUGGCCCGGCAGAAAGACUUCCUGCUACUUGACCACGGCACCUUAGGCAGCCUACUGAGCUCAGACCGUUUGGGAGUGGACUCGGAGGCCGAGGUCUACGAUGCGGCGCGCCGAUGGGCAGAGCACCAGCCCCUGGACAGGUACGCUCACAUGCCUGCCCUGCUUCACCACCUGCGGCCUGGGCUGCUUUCCCAGGAAGAGAGCCGAAGACUGAGCCAGGAGUUGGGGCCUGCCGCAGCUGGUGAGGGCCUCGGGGGGCCUCUGAGACCGAGGGAGGGAAUGUUUGAAAAGAAGAUUGUCUGUGUGGACCUGACACCUCGGGAGGAUGAGAAUUUAGCUGCGAGAGACUACACAGUGGACUGCUUUGAUCCUCGGACAGGAAAGUGGGAAAAGUUAGCAGCGCUGGGAUCUCUUGUCAGUCCUGGCUGCACUGCUGUAGGUGACAGGCUGUUUGUGGCUGGUGGGAUCCUGCGGACAGGUUCUGUGUCUGCAGCAGUGCAUGAAUAUGAUGCAGUGUUGGACCACUGGAUAGAGCGGCCUUCGAUGGUCCAGCCCAGGGCCAUGCUCGGCCUGCUGGGCUGUGGAGACUCACUCUAUGCCUUAGGGGGCAGUAACCGCUCGGCCCUGCUAGACUCCAGCGAGACCCUGGAGCUGUCAACCCUGCAGUGGACCCCGGGGCCCCGGCUGCCGCUCCCGCUGCGUGCCUUUGCCUGCGCAGCAUUACGUGGACGACUGUACCUCCUGGGUGGAACCACACUCGAACAGAACCGAGCUGUGGUCCACUCUGGGGUGCUCAUUUAUCACACCCUAACCGACUGCUGGACACGUGUGGCGCUGGACUCUGGCGCCACCUGUCUUGCUGGAGGAGUAGCCGUGCGAGGAGGGGUCUGUGCUAUUGGGGGAUACAUGAGGGAUACCACAAAGUUCCUUGAUGGAAACUACACUAACUUGGAGACUUUAGACGCCACUGGGCGUGUUCUGUUUUUCAGAGAGGGCAGGGGGUCUGGUGUAGAGAGGGAGGUGACAGGGGGAGGGGUGAUGGUGACUGCAGAGCAGCGCGGGGCUGCAGGCGGUGGAAGCGACCGAGCCCCCAGCCCUGUGGUAUUUCCCGGGCUCCCUCGGCGGAUAGCAGCCGGGGGUGUGGCCAGGUGGAAAAGGAGGAUUUAUGUGCUGGGUGGGGAAAACGGCUCCCGGUUCUAUGACAGUGUGUACUGCUGGAAGCCUGGUUGGCGCAGCUGGGUCCAGAGACGUGAAAAGCUUCCUGGGGAUACUGGAGGAGUGAGCCAGUUUGGGUGCACCACUCUAAAAUUCCCUAAGAAACACAUCCUGUCCAGACUGAGACUAGCCAAAGAAAACUGCAAGAAGGCUGCUGACUAGCUUGACUGGGCCCAUUCUGACUGAAGUGGAGGCAGCCAUUCAUGCUACACACAGAUGAGGUUCAGGCUGAGUUCUGAAUGAGCUCCUCCUUGACCCCAUGACAUGAUGAGAUAAGUCAUGAGGAAGAGACCAUUUUAUACAGUUGGCAUGCAGCCACAGAGCUGGGUAUAAAUGGAGUGGAUGCAGACAGAUCUUGUGAAAUUUAAUAUGGAUCGUCAAAUGUACAGGCAGAGAGCAAGUGGAGCCAGAACCAGGUUUUAAGGAACAGACAACAAGCACAUGAAUGUAACCUAAACCACUCGCUGUCCGAACAGUCAAGUCCUCUGAGAGAGAAUAGGGCCUUUUGAAUUGUAUUCUCACACUUUAAUGUUUUUUGUUGAAGAAUCCUUUCAAUGCAGUUUUUGUAUUCAGCUGUUCAGACACAGACAAGGAUACCUGCACAUUUCAGACGAGGCUACGUUUCACUGAUUCUCCUAAACGUAAACUAAUAAAUGUAGUGCCCUAAUCAAAAACCUAGGCACCCUCUGUUCUGCUUGUUUGCAGCUCAGCUGGACUGAACUUGGCCUUUAGAAAUGGAACCAGGGCUGCCCUGAAAAUCAUGUUGCAAAGCACUGAUGGAAGCAGCUUCAGUGUACGAACUAAAGACGUCUUAAAUCUUUUCUCACCUGUCACAGCCUCUUCUUCUUCUGAACUGCUCAACUGGGACUGCUGUUUAGUCUCCUAUGUUUUCUCCCUGAAUCAUGAAUCCUUUCCCCUCCCUUAUAAUCCUUUAUCAACUUUAAUAAUUUUUUUGAACUUUCCCUCUAACAUGAGCUGGUAAAGUCCCCAUUUUUUUCUCACUACAAUCAAGGGCUACACAAAAAGUUAACUUGAGAGGAAAACGCAUCACAUGAAACAAGACUGAGCUGCUUCUCAUCUCAGGAAAAGUCUGUCCAUGUGCUCAUGUUAGUAUCUCAGCACAACACAUCAGGCUAAUCCUUUAUAAGCAGAACGCCUCAGUGCUUGAUACAAGUCCUACUUCUCCUAGGCUCAGUCGAACCCCUGAAUGCUCAGCACAGGUCCAACACCGGUUUUAAUUUGAAUGAAACAAUCAUGUUAGUUUAUUGUUGACUAACUAAUUUAUCGUCAAGUCUAAAGAAGUGAAACGUAUCAUUUGUGAGAAAUGUGCAGAUAUGGCUGGAUGAAUCACAGGAUAAAAGGAACACCGUCUUCCACCAUCAACAUCAAAAUGUAAAGAUGGAGAAUCAUGUGUGGAUGUGAGCUUGAUGGCAAUGCAAAGUUGUGAAAAAAUGUUGACACAAGAAAGAAAUGGUAGCUGUGUUUUUAUUUUUGACGGCAAAAGAGGGCACAUUCACAGUUUUUAACAAUUCCACUGGACAUUGGUAACUAUGUGAGAUUUUGAUUUCAUGACGAGGCCGUUUGUCUUUCUGAAACAUGAGACCAUGUGACCGCCAGUCAAAUCAAACUGACCUGUUCCUUUCAGCUGCUCCAUUUGACUUGUGAAUGCAUUUGGCACAAAGGUUAAUACUCAUCUGAACACACUAUCAUUUGCACAUUAUUUAUUGAAAUGUAUUGUAAAGUUGUUUUUAUUUUAUUUUGUUGUUGCUUUUUGAAUGGGGACUUUAGCUCUGACUGCAGUGUUUAUGGCUCCGUUGUUCUGUAUGAUGACUCUAUGCCAUGUGUUUAGAUAAACCUGUCACACAGGAGCACAUGUGUGUAGAUCUCAAAUCCAUUAAAAAGGACUUCAUCAUUGGGCCACAUACUUGUUUCAGACGUGACUUUAGAUUAGAAACCAUUGGCACAGUAAAGAUACUGUGGGAAUUUGUCAACCUCAAACUGGAAAUGAAGAUGGAUACAGAUUGUGCCUCUGCAAUUGCAAGAUUGGAUUUUUAAUUGAAGUGCGACUGUGCAAGACCUUAGACCUACGACGCUUAUUUAUUUUAAGUUUACUAAAGCUGUAAAUCACCGAUACUCUGAAAUAGUUGAAAAUCGAUGAUUUAGUUGGUAAAAAAAAAGAGCAAAAUUUAUGUAAUAGAUUAAAUUAGACUGAUCACAUUUCUCUCAUAACUCUGCUUCUAACUGAUUUCCACUCGGUUAUCAACCAACCAACCGGACACUCCAUUUUCAGUUUCAGUGAAACCAUCCUCCCAUUUAAAAACUCCAGCCACAGAAGUUAUUUCCAGUGAGCUUUGAAACACUAAAACAUUAUGACCUAAGUCUGAUUUCAUUCAUACAACAUGAUACAUGACAUACUCAAGUUAAUUCCAUUAUGUGUAUUUAUUACAUCAAACACUAUUCCAGGACAUCGUUUUUCUCACCCUGCCCAUGCUCUUGAACAGAGACAACGAUUUAUUUACUUUUUCCAUGAAUUGAAAGAGGGACUGUGAGGGAAUUUGUUUGCUUUGUGAUUUUAUGUAUCUCCACCCAGCAAAUUGGAAACACUAGUUCUAUGAUGUGAAUGUUGCUCCUUUAACAAAAAGUCCAUAUUUUUGUAUCAGCCCCAGCUAAGGCCAGAACAGAUGGACCAUGGGAAGGCUGUGCUUGUGUAACUCUUUACAAAACCAGUUCAGACCAUACAUAUGUAUAACUUGUACAAUGAAGGUUCUGGGAAUAGAGAGAGAAUUAACCCCCAAGCAUUAAACUGAUUUUCAGCAAGAAUCUCCAAAAUUUGGAAAGAAGAUGUUUUGGGCUCAAGACAUUUAACAUUGUAACACUUCAUACCUGAUCAUUUUUUAUGAAAGAGGUGUUCACUAGUCAAAUACAUUUUUUUGGUCAUGAAUUUCAACCCUGUCUUUCUAAAUAUCUCUGAUACACUGCCUCUUUAAUAACCCAUAACUCUAAUGUUCUGAAUUAUCACCCAGACAUGUCUAAACGACUUGAUUUUCUUUUCUUCUUGCUUACAGCUUGUAAGAUGCGUGAAAAGUGACUGUGUCCGCUUGCAUGUUUUCUAUUCCGAGGCCUAAAUCUGUUCGACACGAGCGCCCCCGCGUACUGUGCCCAUUCAGAGAAGUACAUCUGCCCUCAUCUGUACAUUCUAAUGAAGUUUGUGGUCUGAAAGGAAGGUGGCUGUUCGAUGAAAGCAGUGCUAUGAAACGAUUAAAGGACUAUUUGCUUA
Limanda limanda (common dab) is the source of this 5511-nucleotide messenger RNA. RefSeq lists its product as uncharacterized. The record is from RefSeq and is a predicted model, not a curated record. The transcript is spliced from 5 exons. The coding region runs from base 438 to 2396 and encodes 652 amino acids. NCBI's taxonomy places the organism in Eukaryota, Metazoa, Chordata, Actinopteri, Pleuronectiformes, Pleuronectidae. Gene Ontology annotation, molecular function: protein binding.